GGCUGUAAUUCAGAGGUUUCCGGAGCUGCGGCGUAGUCAGGGAGGGAGAGUCUGGGGUUCCGUCGUCGCAGCGCAGGGAGUGAACCCGAACCGGAUCCUUGACGAGCAGCGCCGCUCCGCUCUCUGUGCCCCGUCUGCUAGCAGAGACCCCGCGGCCCGAGGGAUCCCGCGGCCCGCACCCCGGCGCGAGCACACCCUGUCCUGUCGGGCCUCAGCCCGAGAAACAGUUGGGACCUCUGACUGCAGCAGGAUGGCCCAAUGGAAUCAGCUACAGCAGCUCGACACACGGUACCUGGAGCAGCUUCAUCAGCUGUACAGUGACAGCUUCCCGAUGGAGCUGCGGCAGUUUCUGGCCCCUUGGAUUGAGAGUCAAGACUGGGCGUACGCGGCCAGCAAAGAGUCACACGCCACUCUGGUGUUCCACAACCUCUUGGGUGAGAUUGACCAGCAGUACAGCCGCUUCCUGCAAGAGUCAAAUGUUCUCUAUCAGCACAAUCUGCGGAGAAUCAAGCAGUUCCUUCAGAGCAGGUAUCUGGAGAAGCCCAUGGAGAUUGCCCGGAUCGUGGCCCGGUGCCUGUGGGAAGAGUCCCGCCUCCUGCAGACCGCAGCCACCGCAGCCCAGCAAGGGGGCCAGGCCAACCACCCCACAGCUGCCGUGGUGACGGAGAAGCAGCAGAUGCUGGAGCAGCACCUGCAGGACGUCCGGAAGCGAGUACAGGAUCUAGAACAGAAAAUGAAAGUGGUAGAGAACCUCCAGGAUGACUUUGAUUUCAACUAUAAAACCCUCAAGAGUCAAGGAGACAUGCAGGAUCUGAAUGGGAACAACCAGUCAGUGACCAGGCAGAAGAUGCAGCAACUAGAACAGAUGCUGACUGCGCUGGACCAGAUGCGGCGGAGCAUUGUGAGUGAGCUGGCGGGGCUUUUGUCAGCCAUGGAGUACGUGCAGAAAACUCUCACGGAUGAGGAGCUGGCUGACUGGAAGAGGCGGCAACAGAUCGCUUGCAUUGGAGGCCCUCCCAACAUCUGCCUAGAUCGGCUAGAAAACUGGAUAACCUCAUUAGCAGAAUCUCAACUUCAGACCCGCCAACAAAUUAAGAAACUGGAGGAGCUGCAGCAGAAAGUGUCCUACAAAGGGGACCCUAUCGUGCAGCACCGGCCCAUGCUGGAGGAGAGGAUCGUGGAGCUCUUCAGGAACUUAAUGAAAAGUGCCUUUGUGGUUGAGCGGCAGCCCUGCAUGCCCAUGCACCCCGACCGGCCUCUGGUCAUCAAGACCGGCGUCCAGUUUACGACCAAAGUCAGAUUGCUGGUCAAAUUCCCUGAGUUAAAUUAUCAGCUUAAAAUCAAAGUGUGCAUUGACAAGGACUCGGGGGAUGUAGCCGCUCUCAGAGGAUCCCGGAAAUUUAACAUUCUGGGCACAAACACGAAAGUCAUGAACAUGGAGGAAUCCAACAACGGCAGCCUCUCUGCAGAAUUCAAACACUUGACCCUGAGAGAGCAAAGAUGUGGCAACGGGGGCCGAGCCAACUGUGACGCCUCCCUGAUUGUGACUGAGGAGCUGCACCUGAUCACCUUUGAGACUGAGGUAUAUCACCAAGGCCUCAAGAUAGACCUAGAGACCCACUCCCUGCCCGUGGUGGUGAUUUCCAACAUCUGCCAGAUGCCAAAUGCCUGGGCGUCCAUCCUGUGGUACAACAUGCUGACCAACAACCCCAAGAAUGUGAACUUUUUCACGAAGCCCCCCAUCGGAACCUGGGAUCAGGUGGCCGAGGUGCUGAGCUGGCAGUUCUCUUCCACCACGAAGCGAGGGCUGAGCAUCGAGCAGUUGACCACGCUGGCAGAGAAACUCCUAGGACCUGGUGUGAACUAUUCAGGGUGUCAGAUCACGUGGGCUAAGUUUUGCAAAGAAAACAUGGCUGGCAAAGGCUUCUCCUUCUGGGUCUGGCUGGACAAUAUCAUCGAUCUGGUGAAAAAGUACAUUCUGGCCCUUUGGAACGAAGGGUACAUAAUGGGCUUUAUCAGCAAGGAACGGGAGAGGGCCAUCUUGAGCACCAAGCCCCCAGGCACCUUCCUGCUAAGAUUCAGUGAAAGCAGCAAGGAAGGAGGCGUCACCUUCACUUGGGUAGAGAAGGACAUCAGUGGGAAGACCCAGAUCCAGUCGGUGGAGCCGUACACCAAGCAGCAGCUGAACAACAUGUCGUUCGCGGAAAUCAUCAUGGGCUACAAGAUCAUGGAUGCCACCAACAUCCUGGUGUCGCCCCUGGUCUACCUCUACCCUGACAUUCCUAAGGAAGAGGCGUUCGGAAAGUACUGUCGGCCAGAGAGCCAGGAGCACCCCGAGGCCGACACAGGUAGUGCCGCCCCCUACCUGAAGACCAAGUUUAUCUGCGUGACACCAACGACCUGCAGCAAUACCAUUGACCUGCCGAUGUCCCCCCGCACUUUAGAUUCAUUGAUGCAGUUUGGAAAUAACGGUGAAGGUGCCGAGCCCUCCUCGGGAGGGCAGUUCGAGUCCCUCACAUUCGACAUGGAGCUGACCUCAGAGUGCGCCACCUCCCCCAUGUGAGGCGCCGCGGGAGGACCGGAGCCGCAGAGAGAGACAGGGAGGUGCCUACCUGUGUCCCACCCCCACAGCCAACCCCCCCGGAGCGUCGGAACUCCCAGCGCUGUGGUUCCGGAUUUGUCUGAAUCUCCUCCUCCUGCUGUCUUUGAGCGAUCUGGGCACUUUUUUCAAAUAGAGAAAUGAAUGAAUGUGGGUGAUAUGCUUUUAUCUACAUGCAAAUUAAGAAAGCGUUCUCUGAUACUGUGAUCGGGGAUGUGGAAGGGGCGGCUGGAGGGAGAAAAAGGAAACGCUGUUUCUUCUUUGCUCCCCGGCCCUCCUUUCUCAGCAGCUCGCUAGACAAGUGCCUCUGUGCGCGGCGUCCCUCCGCCGGUCUCCGAAGCUCAUGCCACAGGCUGCCUCUAGCUGCGAACCCUGGCAUUGCACUUUUAACCUUGCUAAUGUCCAAAUAAAAGAGAGGACUUGCAAAGCCCCUAGGUUUCUUUUUAAAUUAAAAAAAUAAUAAUAAUUAAAGGGCAAAAAACAUUGUAUCAGCAUAGCCUUUUCUGUAUUUAAGAAAACUCAGUUGAUGGCCUCCUUGGUGCUUUGGGCAUUUGGCUUUCUCCAGGCUGAGACUUUAUAUAAACCCUGAAAUGGGCUUCAGAUCCUGAAAAGAUGUCUGGAGCCGUGGUUUGGCCUUUGGUUUUGAAAUAGGAAGGUUGAAGGAGAACCUAAACAUUCUAGAUUAAAAAAAUAAACAAACAGGGUUUUUAUUUUCCCUUUUAUGUGUUGGCCUGUUAGUGGGUCGGGCUGGCCAGAGGGGUGUUUAUAACUUGUCCCUCUCCUCCUGGGCUCGUGCCCUUGUUCCAGAGCCCAGGUGGAGCUGCAGGUGCCUUGUAAGGAACGGGAUGGUUCUCCUUCCUUCCCCCAGUCCACCUGACCCCCUCGGGUGGCGUGGCUCCUUGCAGUGUCCAAAGGUCCCUCGCCCUGUUUGCUUUAGGACUCCUGGUCUCAGGACUUCCUGGAAUAAGAGGGAGAAAGGUAACAGGUUGAACGUGACUCAGACUGUGGGGCCCCAACGAAGGGUCUGGUUGAGCUCAGGGAAUGUGGUUCCUAUCCCAGUUUUUUGGCGAUUGCCUGCACCUGUAAAUUACUUCUUCACGUGGCUAAGCCAAGGGCGGAGGCUCAGCCCGUCCGUGUGUGAGGGAGUCGCACCCAGCCGCCCCGCCCCCGACCGUUAACUACCACCUGUCCACUGGGGCCCCACAGCCGGGGCAGAACAGGUCAAAUUUACUGUGUCCUUCAGAAUACUUAGGAGCGUGGGGGCUGGUCUGUGAUGUGGGGGCCCCUCUAGCCAGAGGCGUGGCUAGAGUGGGGCAUCCAGAACCACUUUGUAUCAUUUGGUCAGUGUCUGUAGAUGCCCAAAUUGGCCAGCUGCUGAAUUAAGGGGGUAAGGACCUUCUCUCCAAGACCAACGGGUUGCCUCGGCCUUUCUGCCCUCCUGCCUAGCAGUGGUUGGCACGGAGCCCUCCCCUCGCCAGCAGCACUCUUGUUCAUGACUUUGACUCAUGAAACGAGGGAAGGUUUAGACCUGUGGCAAGGAGCCGGGCGUCUCUGGAGCAGAUGCAGCCAACUCGGCGCUUUGAGGCAGCAUUCGUAUCUGGUGGGUCUAACUCCGGUCGCAGCCAAGUUCUGAGAGGAGCCGAGACUUGGUCUGCUCGCUCUCUGAAAGAACCAGGUCCUCCAGAAGCUGCCGGUCUUCCCUCCAUUGUCCACCCCCGCCUGACCCCAGCCCCACCAAGGGGUUCCCAUCGAUCGCUUAACCUACUUACACAGUGGUUUGUAAGCUGCUGUUCUGGCCACUGCAUCCAAUUCCAAUGUAUACUUCAUAGUGUAAAAAUUUAUAUUAUUGUGGGGUUUUUUUUUUUUGUAUAUUGCUGUAUCUACUUUAACUGCCCAAAAUAAAAAUGCAUAGGACCUGUC
Messenger RNA from Artibeus jamaicensis (Jamaican fruit-eating bat), 4519 nucleotides. RefSeq names its product signal transducer and activator of transcription 3 (gene STAT3). The transcript has 24 exons. Lineage: Eukaryota; Metazoa; Chordata; Mammalia; Chiroptera; Phyllostomidae. Gene Ontology annotation, biological process: response to peptide hormone; regulation of cell population proliferation; cell surface receptor signaling pathway via JAK-STAT. Gene Ontology annotation, molecular function: DNA-binding transcription factor activity, RNA polymerase II-specific; RNA polymerase II cis-regulatory region sequence-specific DNA binding. The record is from RefSeq and is a predicted model, not a curated record. The coding region runs from base 251 to 2563 and encodes 770 amino acids.